GUGGUAACUAAACCAACUAAGAACGUAACCGUCAUGACGAAGGAUACUUGUAACAAGUUCGUAGAAGUUUUACAUGCCAUACAUAUAAGAUGUAGUAACUGAUACUGAAGAUGAUCAUUGAUUAGAUCCUACAUCUCUUCUAAGUCCGCCCUACAACUCAGGCUCAGAAGCUGCUCCACGCACACGAGAAGGGUUUCAUGGUAGCACAAAACACGAAGAGGAUGUUCAUAGAGUGUGCAUGGGAAACUAGAGAUUGGGAAAUGUCUGUGGAGGACGUCCGUGGCGAAAGAGCUUGGGUUGAGGAACUGGAAACGGUCGAAGCGGAGGAUGAGGAAGUGAGGAAACUGAAUCAGGCAGAGGCAGAUGCGUCGUCAUCUAAUAACAUCGUGGCAGAAGAACAAGAAGGCUCAAGCCGCGACUCUCCGUCUCAUAGUAGUAUGACGGCAGUACUAGAGGAACAGGUCGUGGGAGACGAACAAGGCCAAGUAGGCAACUCUGUGUUUGUGGUCUCUGAGUCUCCUGAGCCGAUCAAGAACAUUAGUGAAGCAAAGCAGAGAUUACUGGAGCGGUUUUUACUGGAAGAAAUCCUACAACCUGGGAUGUGGCGUCACGUGCAUGGAGAAAGAGGUAGAGCAGGGGACGAAGAAGAAGAUAGGCAAGGAAAAGAUCAAGAAGUUUCUUCAUCCUCUGCAGAGGUUAAUGACGCAGCUGUCACAGUAGUGGAACUACCACCAGUAGCAGAUAUUUCUAGCCGCUUUAGCAAGCGCUUUGGUCAACGUAGUUCAGCUUUGGACGUGAGGAUGCUUCGGCCGACGGGGAGAGACUUGCUGAGAUUUUUGAAACUUAAGAUGCAAGGAGAAUUACUUAUAAUACGGUUAGCAUAAUAGUGACUUAGUGCCAUCCAUCUUUAAAUAAUGCUCUUUUCCCUGCUCUCACAUACAUUCAUUUGCAUUUCCAUACACUAUCUAAAACACCGACAUGUUAUUUGCAUUUCCAUCUAGAACAUCGACGUCUUUUUAGUACUCUUGCGUCUGUGUAUUCGAAUUCCUCCAGGAAAUGUUGACUGAUGGGUAAUAAAGAUGGCUCCACCAGGUUCAUUCUCUAAUAGCAAAGGCGGAAUAGCCACUUUUUUAGAUCGGCUCGACGUCGAAGGCAGAGCCGUGGUCCCUCUCGAGCUACGGCAGGAACUUCUGAUGGCCUUGAAAAAAGUCGUCUACGAACUGCUCUACAAGUCGCAAUUGGAAGAGGAAAAAGACGCGGCGAGAAUAUUUCAGACGCCUGGAAGUGCAAGAACCGGGAAUACUCCUUCACAAUCUACUUCAGGAGGGGAGCAAGAUUCAACACCUCGAUUCUAUCUCUCGCACCGACGAAUUUUAGAUGCGUACAAGAGGCGACUUAGAGAAAGGGUCACGGAUCCGUACAACGUGAACCCACCCAUGUGUUUUUGGGGCUACUACAUUGCCGCAACUAUCCGUACCCGCAUGUUGGAACCCGAUCCGGCAUCAGCGCUAAAUCGAGAACGCGAUACUCUCGUCAAUAUGAGCCAGAAGAACUUGUUUUUAGUACCUUGAAGAUUCCAUAGUGAAUCCUUAUUCCUAACCCUGAUGGGUGCUAGUCCCUGACCCUGAUCCUUAUUCCUGACCCUGAUUCCAUAGUGAAUCCUUAUUCCACCUGUUGGGUACUAGUCGACAUCCUUAUUCCUGACCCUGACCUGUUGGGUACUAGAAGCCUCUAAUCCCCAGAUGAUCCAGCGAAUGCUGAUGGACAAAGCAAAUAUCGGCAAUGUAGCGGAUCUCAGUGGGUGGCCUCUGGAUCACGCGCAGAUGAUCCGGAGUGUUUGGCCUGACUCUACAUGGCGUAUUCUCCAACCCGGAGGCCUGCCGACCGACACCACAGACACCGUUCGCCCGAUUGCUUCUUCGAGUCAACAAGGUUCUGGAGAAGAUGACUCGACGCUUCUACCCGGGACGACGUACAGAGGUGGAAGUAGUGGCGGUGGGAGUAGACGGAUAUUGUUUCGGGUACUAGAAAUGAUAGAUGAGUCACAAUCCUUUCCUAGGCGAGUUGUGAGCAAGCGCAUAAUCGUAGAAAAGGAAACCACAUACCACUUGCAUGCCUACUACAUACUUAGCAUACUUUUUUCCUCGAAAGUUUUCAUCCUCCAUACCUUACUCUCACAAGCAGGUUCCUGAAGACUACUACCCAGAACGAAACGUUCUUUAUGGAGAGGAGCACGUUUGCAGUUUUUAGAUUGCAUUUGCCGUUAUACUGUGAUGUCUCGAAAUUCUCUGCUCGCGGCAUAAUCUUACAACAGUACUAAGUAUAAUUACUAACAACUCUUGCUCUUCCAGUUCUUCGAAAUCCAACUUCCUUCUCUAAUCCCUCCGCGUCUCCGUUGUUGGGUACCACGCUACCUUGGCCCUAGAAAUCGUCAAAGUGUGGGAAUUGCUGCCUGAAAUCGUACCCGGACUCAAUGUGAGAAUCACAACGAGUAUCAUAGACGACGAAUUAGACCGGACACUUGAUUAAGGCUCCUCAGGACACUUGAUUGAGGCUGUUAUCCUGCUUUUAGAAUCUUGAUCUUCACGACCGUUCAUCUUGGUUAAGUACCCCCUCUUUCUUAGAUUCUGCGAAGAUGCUCGAAUCAGACCUAAUGAUCAGACCGUGGCUGGCUUCUGGUUUCGAAAAGAUGUUGUCCUACAACCUCUGAAUUUUUGAGAAGGUGAAUUGUUGUCCUCAGUCCUGUGAAGAGUUCUAAUCUAGUGGCGAAACGGAGCGCAACAAACUGAGCGAGCUUGUGACUAAUGGCCAAAACUUCCAUUUGAUCAAUAAGCUAGUUGGUGGAAAACUCGCUGACGGCGCUCGAGGUCAUUUCGGUACUGGAGCAGACGACGUAGGAGACAUCGGAGUAGAUCGGAAAGUAGACGCCAGUAGUGGUAGUGGCAGUAUCAGUAGCACUAACGGAGAUGGAGGUGGAGCUGUACAAGAAGAAGGUGGGUUCGGGGCAGGAGGUGCAAAUGCACAAGGGGUAGAGGAUAGUACAGCAUCGUCUUCGUCUUCGUCUGCACAGACAACCUCUAACAGCAAGAAAGCCCAAUCCGGUGGCUUCCGUCUCUGUUCGUACUUCAAUGUUUGUGCCAAAGACAGUCGGUUGCUGCACCUCAACAAGCGAUUUUUACGGCGGGUGACACUACCGAAGACAGGGCUCGCGAACCCUGGCUUUCCUGAGUUCGAGGCUUGGCUUAACGAAUGGGUCUUCCUCUUCAAGUCCAAAGACGAAGAUCCGUAUGGCUUUCGAUACAUCAGAUCUGCUACUUCUUUCUUUUGUUGAGGAGCUAUCUCUCGUUAUCGUUUGAAGAUGUGAGACUUGACUCAUUUUCUUUACAGAGAUAGUGAAGGUGAUCACAGACACAAUUUCAUGACGUCGAUGUUGAUCCCAGUUACGUUGCUGUUGCUUCACAACGAAGAUAACUCCUUUCAGCUAGAAGUUGGCAUCACCUCUUAAGGCUGCGAAAAGAGCGGACGAGGAGUCUUUGUUAGCAGAGCUUCGAGAAAGGCUUGACUCAGUGCGCGGCUUCUCGCAGGCACCCAACACAGGUGGCAGCGCUCUUUGUCAAUUAGACGAGGACGCCGACGAAGAUCAAACUGCAGCAGGAGAAGAAGUAGAAGGUGUUGAGUCUACUUCUGCAAGAGAGCGUAGCAGGAGCAAUCAACACAAACAUUCGGCCUCUUGCGGCAUGUCAAAAUCCGAACUGACCGAACAGGGAGGUCUUCACCAGGUCCAAGACCAACCACAUUUCGAUCUAGGCAUAGACACUGCGGACAUUCACGUGUGUACCGAACCUGCUGUUCUCUGCUUGCCGGUUGCGAUCGCGAAUCCUAGGAAAAUUGUGGUUGGCUAUUUCGGAAACCCUUUGGCAGCAUAUGUUCCGGCACCAUAUCUGGAAACAUGGUUUCGCUAUUUUCGAGAUCUGCUGUCCAAUUUCUUUCCGGUUGCUAGUACCAGGUUUUUGGCGAAGCAAAUGGAAUACCAAACCGGUCGGUUUCUAAGAAGACAAAAAAUACUAAAACUGUAAUAUCAAGAGGUGCUACAGGUAGACCUUAUCCUUGGAGGAUAUUCAGUAUGUCAAAUAUGAUUAAAAGGUGAUAGCCAUAGAAGAUGUACACAAUAGGGAUAGUCUCAACCUUCUCAAACUCAAUCGAUUCGUCAACAAAUCUGUCCUCUACUUCUUCUAAACUGCGUCAGUAGCCAGCGCCCGUUGGCUUUGUACGUCGAUACUGUGUGGGCACCGCCGACUUUGGGCCGUGUGUCCAACUGGAACAUUCUGCAGAGCCACGAGAACUUUCCGCCUAACCGGGAUGAAGAUUAUGAAAGGCUGAUGAGGUGCGUCACUGUUGGUGAUGAUCGAAAACGAAAAUCAAAAUUCUCGUAGUACUGAAGCGUCUGCUCGCGUCUGUUCCUGAUUCAACUGCAAGAUAUUUCUGGGCACAUUUUUUGUCGCCCAGAACCCCCUCUUGUUUCUUUUACAACCACGCUAAUGUCCCAGAGAAAGGUAUGCCGCGAGCAGAGACGAGGAACAAAAUAAUGACGCUGUUCUUGAUGCGAGCAGUGACGCAGCUGAGACCCGGAAGCGACAGGACCUUCGUAUGCUCGUACGUUCAAUAG
Amoebophrya sp. A25 is the source of this 4666-nucleotide messenger RNA. NCBI's taxonomy places the organism in Eukaryota, Dinophyceae, Syndiniales, Amoebophryaceae. The record is from the annotation of a GenBank genome assembly.